GCCCCCCGCGUGUGCCUGUGUGUGCGCGCGCGAGUGUGAGUGCGCGCGCGCCAAGGCGUUCCUCAGGUUGCGCUGCCUGGAUACCAAGGGAGCUUCGUUAUUGGCAAGGCGACGGAGUGGGGGUGGGGGCUCCCCGACCCUCGGGGAAGCGCGGCGCGGGCUGCCGAGCCGAGCCGUGAAUACCGGCUUCCAGCGCGCGCUAAGGCAGACUGGGGCGGGCGCUGCGGGCGGCCUCCAGGCCCCGGGGGGCUCGCCGGGGAGGAGCUGGGGAGGAGGCCGAAGCUGCAUGGAGUUUCUAGGGCGCGCAACUCCGGCGGGGCCUCGGCCACUGGGCUCCCGGGCGCUGCGAGGCAGCCGCGCACAUGGGCUGAGCCCGCGCGCUGGGGCUCGGCACGGCCAGCGGGAGCGGGAGGGGUAGAGGAGCGCGCCGUGCAGGGUGCGGGGCACACGAGCCCCAGACGGGAGCCGAAGACAAGGACAGGGAGGCACGCGCCCACAUAGUGCUCCAAGCCGACGAGGGACUCGCGCUGGCUCGGCGCGCGCUUGGGGAGCGGCCUGGGGCGCCGUGGGAGCCGGCGGCAGCGAGGAUGCCGGCGCGGGGACGCGGCCGCGGGCUGGGUGUGUGAGUGUGCGGCCAGAGCUGCCCGCCGGCGCCCGCAUCCGCGCCGCCCCCUCCCUGCGGGCCUCUGAGGGCGCCCCCAGCUCCGCGCCUCCGCGCCUCGGAACCCGGGCUUCAGGGCUGUGGGCCCGCGCGGCCGGUCCUGGCCCUGCGAGAGGGAGAAGAUGCCUUUCCACCAUGUGACCGCUGGCCUGUUGUACAAGGGGAAUUACCUCAACCGGUCUCUCUCUGCUGGCAGCGACAGCGAGCAGCUUGCAAACAUCUCCGUGGAGGAGCUCGAUGAAAUCCGAGAGGCCUUUCGGGUUCUGGACCGAGAUGGGAAUGGCUUCAUCUCCAAGCAGGAGCUGGGAAUGGCCAUGCGCUCUCUGGGGUACAUGCCGAGUGAGGUGGAGCUGGCCAUCAUCAUGCAGCGCCUGGACAUGGACGGGGAUGGCCAGGUGGAUUUUGAUGAAUUCAUGACAAUUCUUGGCCCGAAACUGGUGUCUUCAGAAGGCCGUGAUGGUUUUCUUGGAAACACAAUAGAUAGCAUAUUCUGGCAGUUUGACAUGCAAAGGAUAACUCUGGAAGAGCUGAAGCACAUCCUCUAUCAUGCCUUCCGGGACCACUUGACAAUGAAGGACAUUGAGAACAUCAUCAUCAACGAGGAGGAGAGCCUGAACGAUACCUCGGGGAACUGCCAGACAGAGUUUGAAGGCGUGCACUCCCAGAAACAGAACCGGCAGACCUGCGUGCGGAAGAGCCUCAUCUGCGCCUUCGCCAUGGCCUUCAUCAUCAGCGUCAUGCUGAUCGCCGCCAACCAGAUCCUGCGGAGCGGCAUGGAGUAGCCGCCCGCCGCCCGCCGCCGCGGUCCCGCUCACUGCGCAUGCGCACGCCCUGCGGGCCGGCUCUUCCUCCACAAAAGCAGAUCUGGAUGAUGCAGACGUGGCUCAGUUCGGCGAAGAACC
Myotis daubentonii (Daubenton's bat) is the source of this 1563-nucleotide messenger RNA. It is a transcript of the gene CALN1, whose product is annotated as calneuron 1. NCBI's taxonomy places the organism in Eukaryota, Metazoa, Chordata, Mammalia, Chiroptera, Vespertilionidae. Gene Ontology annotation, cellular component: trans-Golgi network membrane. Gene Ontology annotation, molecular function: calcium ion binding. The record is from RefSeq and is a predicted model, not a curated record.